AUCAUCAUCUAAUUGGAAGAUUGUAAGGAAUCGCAUGUUAACACCCACACUUGAAACAACAUUCGAAAUGUUCAAUUGCUGGAUAAAUAUUAUAUUACACCUGGCAUUAGCAGUAGCAGAAGCAUUAGCUGGAACUGCCACCCCCUGUGGAAUUUGAAACAGUUGUUAAAUUGUAAUUCCGAUUAUGAAAAAUGAAGAAAGUUACCCUCAAAAUAUUAUCAUUUGUUUAAACGGCAGGAAAUUAACUUUUCUUCUGUCAAAAGCUGCUCUGUUCUCUAGGCCUUAGUUCGGCUUAAUUAUGGCCACAUUUUCCAUUAACUUUACUACUUUACAGUGCGGAACACAUACACACUUGAGCGGAGGAGAUACAUAAGUUGUCCGUCAGCAUAGGAAAACUCAAAUCAAAUUCAAGGUAGCUCUGAGCGCAGACACACAGAGUGGCUCCGGCUAAUGCCAUACGCAAUACAAAAUAUUUCGCAAAAAAUCCAAGUUCUUCAAAGAGCAACCUUUUGAAAUGUUCAUUUAAAUUCUUCGACUCUCGCUGGAAAACCACGAAUUUUCUUCUGAAAUAUUCAUAAAUUGUAUGGUCCGUGGAUUGGAGUGCACAUCUCCUGCGCCAUUCGGAUUGGGGUUUCAUGUGGAAUAAUCCUUUUCGCUGACAUUACUCCGAACGGAAAUACAACGAAACAACCCCCAGACAGCGAGGAAUAAUGCCAGAGGACAUGGGCUCAACAUCAAUUGUACGAUUUAAGCAAUUUGCAAUUUCUGUGGGGGCCUAUGGAAGGGGGCAGGCAACUUCUAUGGCGUCAACGAGCCUCAAUAAUAAUAACUUUUCAUAGCGCCCCAUUAUCGUUAAGCGCGCCGAAAACAGUGGAAAACAAGUUAUAAUGAUUUUUGUUUGGACUGAAAGAUACCCGCUACAGAGUCUGCUUCUCUUAAACGUUUCAUACCGCACAAGGAGUCCAGUAUGCACCCUUUUCCUUGCUCAAUCUUCUUAGAAAUGUUCACUCAUCCCUGAGGAGCGCUUGAAGGAGCUCUUGCCAUACAUAACUUUGCACUGUUUGACUUACCCUUCUCUUCGAAUGCACACAACACAUGCCCUGACAGGCUCCAAGACUCCUUGCUGCUAUGCAAUCUCCCCUGCUCCUCCUCCUGCUGCCUUUGUCCUCGGUGGUCGGGUCGUAUGAGUAAUAUGCCAAUUACACAUUUUGUGCAUUCUCCUGUUGCUUGUUCGCCUCGAUUCUUGUCUUUUAUGCUCCUCUCCCUCUACCCAGCGCUGUAAAAAUAUUUAUACUGGUGUCCUUGCGUGGCAGAGGGCAGGAUGUGGUAUCAUUGCGUAUACGAGGUGAUGGCUUCAAGCGGCUUUCAGCAGGGCUAAGCUUUUGCUGAAAAGGUGAAAGUAGUAAAAAUGUUUAGAGCUUCUAAAAACAGAGACAAAGACGAUUGGAAAUAUCUAAGGAAAUAUAUCAUUUUUAUGGCUAUGUUUUUACGAAUGUAACGUUAGGGAUUUGCUGGCAAAAAAAAAACAUUGAUAUGACGUGUGGAUACCAAACUAUUAUUCACACCUUGAUCUACAUAGUCCACUGAACUUUUUCCCAUUAAAUAUUCCCCCAUAUAUAGGGGCCCAUGGGCUCUUAUAAAAACUUUGGCACACCAAAAGAAUAAUUUUAGUAAGCAACAUGAAGUGGCUGUCUUUUGUGCUGCCAAUUCUUUUAUGGCUACCAAAUCUUUGGGCUGUCUAUAAUCCUUAUAGAAGAAAUUUGGAGCUGCUAUUCCAGGAGCCCAGUGCGGGAUCUUAUACCAAAAACGAUGCCGUUUCGGUUGAAGAACUUUGGUUGGAACAAAAAGUUGAUAAUUUCGAUGCUCUGAACAAUCAGACCUGGAAAAUGCGCUAUCUACGCAAUGGCAAAUAUCAUAGGAAUCAAGGACCCAUCUUCAUAUUUGUGGGCGGUGAAUGGAGCAUAAGUCCGGGGUUUCUGAGCACAGGUCUCACCCACGACAUGGCUGUGGAAAAUUCGGGAAUGCUGUUCUACACCGAACAUCGUUACUAUGGACAGAGCUUGCCCCAUGGAAAGGAGAGCUUCCGUGUGGAUAAGCUGCAGCAUUUGAGUAUCUAUCAAUCCCUGGCUGAUUUGGCUCACUUCAUACGCUUUCAAAAGUCGGAGAAUCCUCGAAUGAAACAGUCGGAAGUCAUAUUAGUCGGUGGUUCAUAUUCGGGCAGCAUGGUGGCCUGGAUGACACAAUUGUAUCCCGAUUUGAUAGCCGCCAGUUGGGCCUCAAGUGCCCCACUGCUGGCCAAAGCGGAUUUUCAUGAGUACAUGGAAGUGGCUAGCAAUUCGAUUCGCUUAAGUUAUGGUCAAAAUUGUACUACUAGAAUACAGAAGGGUUUUCAGCACUUGACAAAGUUGUUUGAAGAAAAUCAAAUUCCGGAAUUACUGCAAAAACUCAAUGGCUGUGAGGAUUAUGAACCCAACGAUCCCCUGGAUAGAGCUGCCUUCUUCAAUGGCUUGGGCAACUAUUUUGCUUUGAUUGUGCAGAGUUAUAGUUCAUAUAUUCCACAACUUUGCGACACUUUAAUGUCUUUGAACUCCAACGAUGAAGUGGCAUUUGAGGGUUUCUUAGAACUACUCUUUGCAGAAGGCAGAAGGUCGACAGAUUGCCAGGACUUUGGCUAUGGGGCCAUGCUGCAACUAUUCAGCGAUCCAAUUUCAGGCAUUCGUGCCUGGUUCUAUCAGACAUGCAAUGAAUUUGGCUGGUACUCGACCACAGCCACAAGCGAUUCAUCAUCGACCUUUGGCAAUCAAGUGCCUUUGUCCUACUACGAGCGUCUCUGUUUGGAUGCAUUCGGUCCAGAACAGACCCGGGAGAAGCUAGCCCAGGGCAUUGAGCAGGCCAACAAUCACUUUGGUGGCUACCAUUUCAAUCAGAGUGAGCGCUAUGGAGAGGUAUUCUUUACGCACGGCCAGCUGGAUCCUUGGCGCUCUCUGGGCAAGCAAAAAGGCAAUCAGGCCAUUGUCUUGAGGGGCUACUCGCAUUGCGAGGACCUUGGCGGCAUUCAAGUAAGGGACAGCGUGCAAAUGAAUCUGGCCAAACUGCGUGUGAUGUCCUUUCUGCGCCGUCACAUAUAAAUUGCCACCGGGAUAUGCUCAUCCAUGAUUAAUUAUUUAAUAAACAUAUAAGUCAUGUGCCCGUCCCGGCCUUUGUCAACAAGUGUCCUGCGUCUCGAGUGUGUCAACAACUUUGCUGUUGAUUAAGAAAAUUGCACUUACCCUCUGGCUUGUGCAUUUUCCCUGCUUUUGUUUGUCUUGGCUUGAUUGGUUGAUUAAGGAUCCCUGCC
This is a messenger RNA of Drosophila pseudoobscura, 3337 nucleotides long. Its product is annotated as putative serine protease K12H4.7. Gene Ontology annotation, molecular function: serine-type exopeptidase activity; dipeptidyl-peptidase activity. The transcript has 9 exons. The record is from RefSeq and is a predicted model, not a curated record. Lineage: Eukaryota; Metazoa; Arthropoda; Insecta; Diptera; Drosophilidae. Gene Ontology annotation, biological process: proteolysis. Bases 1680 to 3128 code for a protein of 482 amino acids.